Messenger RNA from Aplosporella prunicola CBS 121167, 567 nucleotides. RefSeq lists its product as uncharacterized. NCBI's taxonomy places the organism in Eukaryota, Fungi, Ascomycota, Dothideomycetes, Botryosphaeriales, Aplosporellaceae. The transcript has a single exon. The coding region runs from base 124 to 513 and encodes 129 amino acids. The record is from RefSeq and is a predicted model, not a curated record.
CCCAGUCAGUCCGCCUCACAUCUACCCCACUCCCCAGAUCGACGUAGGUACUGAGUUUCCACGUGCAAAGCCCUAUCUCUCCUCCAACCGUACAUCCAGCCAGUAGCUGAUCCGUCACGCAACAUGGCCACGAGCAACCAUUGUUUUCUCCGCGUGCACGAACUCGUAGGAGUAGACUGCCGCACUGCUUGCUGCUCAGUGAAAACAACACCACAACAAGCCAUCAUCUCUACGCAAGAGUGCAUUGCACCUACCAUUUUUUCAAGAAACCCUUUCAGCAAUGUAUCUAAACAAGUCGAGCACCAGUCUAGCAGCCAACCAAUCACCAAACCAACCAAUCAACAACCCGUCAAAAUAACCAACCGCGCCAACAAACCCAACCAAUCACUCCCUCCCACACACGUAACCACAGCAAUCCGCCCGACCACCCACGCGCCCCCCAUCACGAAAACAAAAACACACCACCAGCACACACGCACACACACAAGCACCAGCAGCAACCGACACCUUUAGCCAGCCCAGCCAAGCCAAGCCAGCCAGCCAGCCGGCCAGCCCCCGCACCCCCUC